CCAACAAAGGGCCCUGCCUCCCAGCGGACCUCUGGGCCUCUCGCACCGGAUUGAACGUCUGUGUACAUGUGGGGCCGCUUAAAGAGGUGCGCCGACCAAACGGCACAGAAUUUCUCCGUUGAAGAAUCAGCGAGAUGAAGAGAAGCGCCAACCCGGCACCAUGCGCUCCAGGCUCCCACGGACCGCCUGCUUAUUGCGACUCUUUGCACUCUGCAUCCUCCUCUCGCACACUGCAGCUUAUUUUGGGCUGACAGGUCGGGAACCCUUGGUGUUUUUACCAGGUCCGUUAUCCAAUGAACCUCCGACAGGCAAGGCCCACCUGAAGCAGUGCGAGCAGAUGACUCUGACCAGGCGGCAGAAGAGGCUGUGUCGCAGGGAGCCUGGUCUGGCAGAGACCCUGAGGGAGUCGGUGCGCCUCAGCCUCCUGGAGUGUCGGUAUCAGUUCAGGAAUGAGCGCUGGAACUGCAGUCUGGACGGCCGGGGAAGCCUUCUGAAAAGAGCAUUCAAGGAGACUGCCUUCCUGCUGGCAGUGUCCUCUGCGGCGCUAACCCAUGCACUCGCCAAAGCGUGCAGCUCAGGCCGAAUGGAGAGGUGCACAUGUGACGACUCCCCCGGCAUCCAGCAUCGAGAAGCGUGGCAGUGGGGGGUCUGCGGGGACAACUUGAAAUAUAGCACCAAGUUUCUCAAGAAGUUCCUCGGCCAAAAGAAGGUCAGCAAGGACCUGAGGGCUCAAGUUGACGCCCACAACAUCAACGUUGGAAUUCGGGCAGUGAAGAGUGGGCUGAAAACAACCUGCAAGUGUCACGGUGUCUCCGGCUCUUGUGCCGUACGGACUUGCUGGAAGCAGCUGUCUCCUUUCCAUGACACUGGACGGUUGCUGAAGUACAGGUAUGACACUGCGGUGCGAGUGCUGAGUGUCACCAACGCAGCCACCGGGGAGACGGAGCUUGCUGGGCCCCGUCGCCACGGCCAGAGCCUUCGUAACACUGACCUGGUCUACCUGGAAGACUCUCCCAGCUUCUGCAGGCCCUCGCGCUACUCCCCGGGUACAGGCGGCCGGUCGUGUGCCAAAGACACAAGUUGUCAGAGUCUGUGCUGUGGACGUGGUUACAACACAGCCAUGCGCCUCACCAGCCUGUCCUGCCACUGCCAGGUCCGCUGGUGCUGCCACGUGGAGUGUCAGACAUGUGUGAGAGAGGAGGAGGUGUACACCUGCAAAAAUGCCUAACAAAUGAUAAGAUAGAAGAAAUUUAAGAGAGACAAAGAGUUCAUCAUUGACCUGACAUAUUGACAUGGAUGAACUUUAAGCUCCUAUAGACAAUUCCUUGAUUGAUCUCACACCAGAGCAUGUCUUUGCAGAUCUCCAGUCUGGCCUGCAUGUGAUUUGGGGAGCAAUACACACUUGUAACAUUAUAAUAUUGCUGGUUAUUUGCUAAUCAUCCCCAAUUUGAUACGCAGCAGCUUACUUUAGGUGAGGAUGUUUUUAAACUACUCUGCUUUUCUCUUGCUGGAUGCACUGAAUUCCCACUCUACUGGGACGUAGGGGAAACAAGCUCUUAAAACAGGUACUGGACUGGAUGUCACCAGCAGUACGACAUCUAACCCCGUCGGGAGGGGAUCUCUGACACUGACUUUGUAUUGUAAUUACAUUGGCCCCUUCCACUUGACUAUUUAUUGUAUCAGUCAUUGUAUCGUUGUACUGCUGCAUUAUAUUUUAACCUUCUUGAAAUUGCCACUAAGGCUCAAAUGGCCUUAAAAGGAAUCCACCUGUCUGUCUUUCUGUCUGCUGUGGAGAAAUGUUAAUACAUUUCUGAUUAAAAAGCACUUAAGUUGCUCUUGUUACAUAUGAUACAAAGUAUAUAAAUAAUCAUAAACGUUAGAAAAAUCUAUAGCUUGUAAUAUGCUAUGUUUAAACAAACUCACUGGAGGCUUUGAGGGGUGCCACUGAUAUACAAACAACAACAAUAAGAAGGAUUAACAGGGUUAGUGUGUAAAGAAACAAGCCGGGUUUCAGUUGCUCUUAUGGAAAUGUCUAUGGAAAUCUCUACAUGUAGCCUAAUGUCUGCUCAACCGAACAAAGAGAAAUACACGGGGUAAUAGUGAGGGAAACACCAAACACUGUCUUUGAAAAACAAAAGAAUGAAAAACGCUCCAUUUCUGAACAUA
Molecule: messenger RNA, 2166 nt
Organism: Etheostoma cragini (Arkansas darter)
Lineage: Eukaryota; Metazoa; Chordata; Actinopteri; Perciformes; Percidae
Gene: wnt9b
Product: wingless-type MMTV integration site family, member 9B
Exons: 4
Coding region: 161-1228 (355 amino acids)
Biological process (GO): cell fate commitment; canonical Wnt signaling pathway; multicellular organism development
Cellular component (GO): extracellular region
Molecular function (GO): cytokine activity; frizzled binding
Source: RefSeq, a predicted model, not a curated record